This is a messenger RNA of Spinacia oleracea (spinach), 1097 nucleotides long. RefSeq lists its product as uncharacterized. NCBI's taxonomy places the organism in Eukaryota, Viridiplantae, Streptophyta, Magnoliopsida, Caryophyllales, Amaranthaceae. The transcript has 6 exons. The record is from RefSeq and is a predicted model, not a curated record. Gene Ontology annotation, cellular component: nucleus. The coding region runs from base 194 to 952 and encodes 252 amino acids. Gene Ontology annotation, biological process: protein import into nucleus.
AUCACCAUCUUCAACCUCCUUUUGGGGCGCCAACUCGCAAACUGUCCCAAUCAGUUCAUUUCGUAACUAUAACCAGAAACCUCAAUAAAUCAAAUCCUCUUUUGUAAUUUAGGGUUUUGAAACCCCAUAAAUUGUUGAAUCGUAAAAAAAACAAUCCUCUUCAAUAAAAAAUAAGCGGGAAAUUCUGUCGAAAAUGGAGGUUAAAAAGAAGCAAUUGAAGCCAGAAAGACAACCCCUCAAAACCCUUAAUCAUAUUUCAUGGAAAGAAAAGUUGAAGGAGAGCUGUUAUCGGAGGGUAAAGGAAAACCGAACCCGCCUUCUAUGGAAUUCUAGAUCACCUCUUCAUCAAUCCUCCACCCAAAAGGAAUUCCUCAAGUCUGCUUUCGAGGAUAUAGUGUCUGACGAGUUGAAUAAGAUAAAGAACCAGCAUUCUGAUGCUUCAGAAGUUCAAACUUCGUUAUCUGGAGAUGAUGACAUUUUGUGGGAAUAUGAUAGUCACCGUACGGAUGAUAAAGCUGAAUGUGAAGAGAUAUUGCUAGAAAUGCAAAGGAUCUUCUAUGAGGAUAUCAGUUUGGAGUUGAGUCAAAAAGAAGCAGAGAGAUCUGUUGUUUUGGAGGAUGAAGAAGAUGAGUACUUGGCAUUUGCAGUUAAUCAGCAUAUGCAGUUGAAUGAUGGAAAGGAAUGGAAAGAGCAAACCUGGUGCCCAAUCUGCAAGAAAGGAGAAUUACAAGAGAAUCUCUAUCUUGUUUAUUGCAACCUUUGUCAGUUUACGCUCAACAGGGGAGAUCAGGUUAAUUUGAGCUUGUUGAAGGAUCGGCUAGCAGAAGCUCAUGAAGAACAUCUUGAUAGAGGUUGCAGAUCAAAACCCGAGUUCUGUAUCGAGACUGUAUUUGAUCUGACCGCGCUGUACAUUCAAUGUCAGCAUUGUGAUACAUUUGAGAUUGUAAUAUAAGCAGGAUUUUGUGUAUCUUGUAUUUAAAACUUUUUCUUUGAAAAUUACCGCGUGUGAAGUAUUGUUUUCCUUCCCAUUUUCUCGAGGAUUUUUUGUAUUGUACAAGCAACAAUUUUUUAGGUCAAUGUAUGAUGUGUUGUUGGGC